Eriocheir sinensis (Chinese mitten crab) is the source of this 2377-nucleotide messenger RNA. It is a transcript of the gene PIG-A, whose product is annotated as phosphatidylinositol N-acetylglucosaminyltransferase subunit A-like. Gene Ontology annotation, cellular component: glycosylphosphatidylinositol-N-acetylglucosaminyltransferase (GPI-GnT) complex. Gene Ontology annotation, biological process: GPI anchor biosynthetic process. NCBI's taxonomy places the organism in Eukaryota, Metazoa, Arthropoda, Malacostraca, Decapoda, Varunidae. The transcript is spliced from 11 exons. Gene Ontology annotation, molecular function: phosphatidylinositol N-acetylglucosaminyltransferase activity. The record is from RefSeq and is a predicted model, not a curated record. The coding region runs from base 856 to 2307 and encodes 483 amino acids.
GUGACAUUAAGAUCAAGUUCAAGACCAGUUGUAAACAAAACAUUCUUGGUUGAAAGACAGGAGCGAAAAUCAUGGUGUAAAGACCCAAAAAGUGAGACAAGACGCCAGAGAUAUACAGAAGAAGAAGAAGGAGAGAAAAUAAUUAAAGGAUACAAAAGAAGGAAGAAUGUAAAGCCCUAGGAAGCGAUACAAGGCGCCAGAGGUACACAGAAGAAUAACAAGGCGGAGAAGUAUGCAUCCACCCAGCCAUCACCAUCACAGAAGACGUACUGAGCAGUGACUCUCUUGCUGCCCUGCUUACUGAGGUCUGGCCAAGUGGUUUUCUCUCCUUCCUUCGCGGUGUGUUCUCUCCCUCCUUUCCUCCCCUGUGUGUUUUAUCUCGUCUCCUCCCCCCGUGUUCUCUUUCCCUCCCUCCUUUUCUUCCUCCUCUGUGUGUUUUGUGUUUGCUCUCCUUCCUCCUCCUCCUUUGGGACUCCUGAGUUUGUGUUCUAUGGCCCGCCCAGCCCUCUGAAACACUGAGGAAAAGGUGCUUCAAGGAAGAAAUGGAUCUACAACCACCGACAACAGGGAGGGGCUGUGGCUGUGGCUGUCAGGCUCAGAGCUAGCAAAGGAAAAACAUUUGGGAGGAAAAUUAAGCUCAUUGAAUAAAUUAUAAGAAAGACUGAAAGAGAAAAAUUGGACCUUCAUAACAAUAGAAAGCAAAGGAAAACACACACAAGCUGAUAGAAAAUAAUGUCAUGUAGCUGGACUGUGAUGAGACAUGUGUACAAGCAUGUCAAGAAGACUAAGAAACCCUCCAGGCAGUGCACAACCUGAGACAGUGAGCCGUACAGCCAUCGUGUUACCGGAACACUCAUGAUGAUGGGGGAGGAGAUGGAGACGACCCGGCAUGUUAUAUGUAUGGUGUCAGAUUUCUUCUACCCAAAUGUCGGGGGGGUGGAAGAACACAUCUUUCAGCUGUCGCAGUGCCUCCUGGCGAGGGGCCACAAGGUUAUUGUGCUCACUCAUGUGUAUGGAGACAGGAAGGGAAUUCGCUACAUGACGAAUGGAUUGAAGGUCUACUACCUUCCCCUCCAAACAUUUUACAACCAGUCAGUACUUCCAACCUUCAUUACUUCCAUUCCACUUCUGCGCAAUAUUUUCUUGAGAGAAAGAGUAGCCAUUGUGCAUGGCCACUCUGCCUUUUCUACCAUGGCUCAUGAGGCCAUGAACUUGGCCAGGGCAAUGGGACUCAAGAGUGUGUUCACUGACCACUCCUUGUUUGGGUUCGCCGACCUGUCGGCAAUAGUAACCAACAAUUUUCUGGCACUUUCUCUGGCUGACGUCAAUCACUGUAUAUGUGUUUCGUAUGUUGGAAAGGAAAACACUGUUCUUCGUGCCAAUGUGGAGCAGGAGAAGGUGUCAGUCAUUCCCAAUGCACUUGACACUCAGCUUUUUAAGCCAGACUUGUCCAAGAGACCAAAGGAUAAAAUCAACAUCAUUGUCAUGAGUCGCUUGCAGUACCGGAAGGGUGUUGACCUUCAGCCGGACAUUAUUAGGAACAUUUGUCAACGCUAUCCUCAUGUGAACUUCAUAAUAGGUGGAGACGGGCCAAAGCGCAGCCUUCUGGAGGAGGUGCGGGAUGAGGUGGGAGACCAUCGUCUGUGUCUGCUGGGUGCUGUGCCGCAUGGCCGUGUCCACAGUGUGUUGGUGCAGGGACACAUCUUCCUCAACACCUCACUCACGGAAGCCUUCUGCAUUGCCAUUUGUGAGGCUGUGUGUUCAGGCUUGCAGGUGGUCAGCACCAAUGUUGGAGGCAUCCCAGAGGUUCUUCCAAGUCAUCUCAUUCAUUUGGCUCACCCCAAUGUUGCAAGUCUGACUCAGAAGCUGGAGUUGGCCAUCAGGCUGGAAGAAACAGGUGAGCGCGUGGGGCCGUGGGAGAUGCAUCAGGAGGUCAAGAACACAUAUCUAUGGUCUGAUGUGAUGCGCCGAACUGAACUAGUCUACAGCAAAGUUCAACAGGAGGAGUCCAGUGCUGAUCUGGUGCACCGCAUUCCAAGGUACAAGAAGUGUGGACUCGUGGCAGGAUGGUUCAUGAUGUUCCUGGUUACUUUGCAGUUUCUUCUCCUCAAGAUAUGUGACAGACUAUGGCCUAUAGAGGACAUUGAUGUGGCGCCAAGCUUUCCAAAGACUAAAAGACAGAAGGAGUGUGGAUUGGAAGAAAGGGGAGCAGUGAACAAUGGAGGCCGGGAACCUUAUUGGCUCAGAAGGAAUGGAGGCAACCUGAGGCCUAGGCAAGCACAGGAGCUUCAAGAUGGACUCAGCUGAGGCUUUGAAUGUCUGUGUGUGCUCAAAAUGUUAUGUUAGAUAUAGCUCUGCUCAAGGUGAGUGAUUUUUU